Messenger RNA from Penicillium nucicola, 1575 nucleotides. RefSeq names its product acyl-CoA synthetase. Lineage: Eukaryota; Fungi; Ascomycota; Eurotiomycetes; Eurotiales; Aspergillaceae. The coding region runs from base 1 to 1575 and encodes 524 amino acids. The record is from RefSeq and is a predicted model, not a curated record. Gene Ontology annotation, molecular function: medium-chain fatty acid-CoA ligase activity. The transcript is spliced from 3 exons. Gene Ontology annotation, biological process: fatty acid metabolic process.
AUGCCAAUCCCCACCCUGCCCCUCUUCGCCGCGGCGGAACAGCAUGCGCGCGACAACCCCAACCGAAUUGCGGUCAUCGACGCCACAAAACAAGAGUCCUUCACAUUUGUUCAAUUACUAGCUGAUGCUGCGGUAUUAAGGAAGCGCAUAAUUGAACAAUUGGGGCUGGCCGAGGACUUGGACGAGCGGCGCAUUGCAUUCUUGAUCCCCAAUGGGUACGAUUACGUCGUUACGCAAUGGGCUGUGUGGGCAGCAGGAGGUGUCUGCGUUCCUCUUUGCACCAGUCACCCAGUGAAGGAGCUCUUAUACACCGUUGGCGAUUCAGACCCCUCGUUGAUUAUUGUUCACCCACAUUUCGAAAAGAUAGCACCUGCACUACGCGAGGCAUGUCCUGCAGAGAUCCCAUUCAUGGGUCUAGAGCCAUUCAGUCGUAAUCAUGCACCGACGUUGCCAUCCUUCUCCCCACCGUUCGCCCUGACCCGUCGCGCGCUGAUGAUUUAUACCUCUGGAACCACCUCGAAUCCGAAGGGUUGCGUCACCACACACGAAAACAUCACUUUCCAGGCAAGCUGUCUGGUCAAGGCUUGGGAAUACAGUCCCUCGGACCGUCUCAUUCACGUGCUACCGCUGCACCACGUCCACGGGAUUAUCAAUGGUCUAGCGGCUAGCUUCUUGAGUGGGACCACUGUCGAGAUGCACCCUAAGUUUGAUCCCAAGGUCAUCUGGGAGCGAUGGCAGGAAGGUGGCUCGACUAUGUUCAUGGCCGUGCCAACCAUAUAUUCCCGCCUGAACGACUAUUUCGAUGCUCACAUCCGUGGCACGGAACAAGAAGAGAGCGCACGGGCUGGCGCACGGGCUCUGCGAUUAGUUGUCAGCGGUUCAGCAGCUCUCCCAACACCUAUCAAGUCCAAAUUUGCCGAGAUCACUGGCCAGACAUUGCUAGAGCGAUAUGGAAUGACCGAGAUCGGUAUGGCGCUCAGCUGUGGGCUCGAGGUUGAAAAACGAGUUGACGGGAGUGUUGGAUGGCCUUUGCCGGGAGUCGAGGUCCAAUUGAUCGAGAAAGAGACAGGCCAGAUCAUCAAAGGUGUAAACGAGGAUGGUAUGAUUGAGAUCAAGGGCUCCAAUGUUUUCCGCGAGUACUGGCGGAAGCCUGAGGCGACAGCUUCCGAAUUUACCCCAGAUGGUUGGUUCAAGACUGGCGAUGUCGCCAGACGAGAUUCGACGGGGGCAUACUUUAUUCAAGGUCGUGCCUCUGUCGACCUGAUCAAGUCUGGCGGGUACAAGAUUUCCGCGUUGGAAGUGGAGCGGAAGAUGCUUGCUUUGGAUGCAAUUCAGGAAGUGGCAGUCGUUGGACUCACCGAUGAAGAAUGGGGCCAGCGAGUCGCGGCCGUCGUCAAGUUCCGUGAAGGAGCUGUACCACUAGAUCUCCCGGUCCUCCGUGCGAGCCUCAAGAGUGAGAUGGCUCCUUACAAGAUUCCCACAGUGUUGAAGGUUGUGGACGGAAUCGAACGCAAUGCCAUGGGUAAGGUCAAUAAGAAAAUCAUUGUGCAAAAGUACUGGCCCGACAAGGCAUGA